This is a messenger RNA of Brassica rapa (field mustard), 399 nucleotides long. RefSeq names its product agamous-like MADS-box protein AGL80. Gene Ontology annotation, molecular function: cis-regulatory region sequence-specific DNA binding; DNA-binding transcription factor activity, RNA polymerase II-specific; protein dimerization activity. Gene Ontology annotation, biological process: positive regulation of transcription by RNA polymerase II. The record is from RefSeq and is a predicted model, not a curated record. NCBI's taxonomy places the organism in Eukaryota, Viridiplantae, Streptophyta, Magnoliopsida, Brassicales, Brassicaceae.
AUGGGGAAGAAAAAGAUGGACCUAACUUACAUUACCGAUGGCAAGGCAAGGGAAGCAACUUUAAACUUAAGGAAGGAAGAAUUGAAGCAGAAACUCUAUGAGCUCCAUGUUCUUUGCGACGUUGAUACAUGUGCGGUCAUCUACAAUCAAUACGACCCUAACCCAGAGGUAUGGCAAUCGACCUCAGAGGUUAAAAGUGUAUUUGAGAAGUUUGAGAUGUUGUCAGAGAAAGAGAAGACAUGUAGAUCGGUGAACCAGGAAGAAUUUCUCCAUCAGAUGAUCGAAAAAGCCAGGAAGAAAAGACAGAAACUGAAUGACCAAAACAAGGAGAAAUACAUGAGGGAACUCAUGUAUCGCGUUUCUCAGUGGGAACAUGGAAGAUUUGAGUUUAAACAAUGA